AUGGAUAUGAAGCAAGACGAACGCGAAGGAAUCGAUGAUUUUGUGAUGAGAGUUAGAAAGAAACAUCAAAGAAUCAAUUGGGAUACUAUGAAAGAUAAGUAUAGCUUAAAUGAUUUAAUGAUUGGUGUGACUAUAACUAGAGGUACAACUAGCGUUAACAUUCGUGAAUAUUGUUUAUCGCGAAGCGGGGUACCCAACCUUGACGAUGUAUUAGCUAAAGGCCGUAGUCGUGAAAGUAUGAAACAACAUGACAGAGAAAUGAUUGGUAAUACAGACACUGCGGGGCGGGAAAUAACUUUUAAAUCGGAACCGGCUUUCACGGUUAAGAGUCGUUAUGGAAAAUACAUCGCUAAGUUUGACUUAGAAAAGAAUCAAAAGGCAAUGUUUGAUACUAAUAGGAAAUGUAAAUUUUGUGGGUUUGAUUGGCCACGUCCCAAGGGACCAACAAGUUGUCCAGCAUGGGGAAAAGAAUGUCGUAAGUGUGUGCAGAAAAAUCAUUUUGCUCGAUGUUGUAAGGAAGAAAAAUUUAAGGAUUCGAAGAAAACUGUAAAAGCAACAUGGCGGUUGUGUGAAUCUUCAGAGUUCAGAGUCGUCGGACAGUGAUGAAGGAACUGUCGGGCAUGUAUAUGAAAUAGGCUCUCGCACGCAUGAGAGAGUAAUUGUUAAGGUCGAAGAGAAACGUGUUGACUUUAGUAUCGAUACUGGUUCUAGUAGCGUGAUUAUGACCAAACAAACAUACUUAGAUUUUAACAAGAAUCAAGAUAUUUCCCUUAAUAGAACAGGUGUAAAACUUACACCGUAUGGCUUUGAUAAUCCACUAAAUCUACUGGGUAAAUUUAGAGCAAAGAUCGAAUAUAAUGAUAGACAGAUAGAAGAAAUAGUUUAUGUGGUUGAUACUACAGAAGGACAAAAAAGAUGUUCUUGAGUAAAGUGUAGCUGAGAAGCUAGGGAUCAUAACAUUUCAUAUAGCUGAGUGGGCGGUAUAUAGCAUAGCGCAAACGAAGAAGGGACGGAGUCCAAAGCUUCAAGAUGUGCUUGAGGAGUACGAGGACCGGUUUAGUGGUAUCGGUACACUAAAAGAUAAACGUGGGAAGAUAAAAUGUGUUAAGAUACAAGUUGAUCCAGCAGUGAGACCAGUAGCACAGCCAUAUCGCUUACCGCCAAUACAUCUGGAAGACAAACUCAUCAAAGAAUUGGAUAAAUGGGAGGACAGCAAUGCAACAGAAACAGGGCCCAUAAUUGAGAAAAUUCCAGAAGACCAGCCGACGACAUGGCUGUCCAAUUUGGUCGUGACACCCAAGAAGUUUAAGCCCGGACAGGAUAUUAAAGACAUGGAAGUGAGACCUAGCGUCGACAUGAGAUGUCCGAACAAGGCAAUCCGUACAACGAAGUGCCACAUCACGACUAUAUUAGAAGUUCGACGUAAGUUGCAGAAGGCUGGUGCUACUAGGUUCACGAAGCUUGAUAUUCACAGAGGAUAUUUAAACAUGGUCCUAAAUCCGGAUAGUAGAGAUAUCACAUCGCAUCAUACCCCACGUGGACCUCGACGGUUUACGCGUAUGAAUUAUGGUACAAAAUCGGCUGCUGAAACAUUCCAGAAGGAAAUUAGCGAAGCCUUGGAAGGACUAGAGGGAGUAUUGAAUAUAAGUGAUGACAUAUUGGUAUAUGGCAAGCAUGAAGAAGAGCAUGAUCAUAAUGUAGAAGAGACGUUAAAGAGAUGUAGAGAAAGAGACAUAAGAUUGGGUCCUGAGAAAUGUGAGUUCAACCUACCUGAAGUAACUUAUUACGGAUAUGUAUUCUCGGGAAAUGGGAUGAAGCCCGACCCGAGGAAAGUUGAGACUUUGAAGAAUGCUGAACCGCCAGCAAACGUCAGCGAAUUGAGGUCAUUUCUAGGGAUGGCAGGCUACAGCUCUCCAUUCAUUCCCCAUUAUUCAGAAAAGACGGCGAGGUUGAGAGAUUUGCUGGUCGAGAAGGAAUACUGA
Messenger RNA from Paramuricea clavata, 1982 nucleotides. NCBI's taxonomy places the organism in Eukaryota, Metazoa, Cnidaria, Anthozoa, Malacalcyonacea, Plexauridae. The record is from the annotation of a GenBank genome assembly.